This is a messenger RNA of Sinocyclocheilus rhinocerous, 331 nucleotides long. RefSeq names its product pregnancy zone protein-like. NCBI's taxonomy places the organism in Eukaryota, Metazoa, Chordata, Actinopteri, Cypriniformes, Cyprinidae. The transcript has 5 exons. Gene Ontology annotation, cellular component: extracellular region. The coding region runs from base 8 to 331 and encodes 107 amino acids. The record is from RefSeq and is a predicted model, not a curated record.
AGAUCUCAUGUUGAACAUCACUGUGAAGUACAAUGGUGCAAAACCAACUACUAACAUGGUUAUCGUGAACAUUAAACUCCUGUCGGGUUUCACAGCAGAUACGUCACUGCUUGGAUCGCCACCAGAUUCAUUUGCUCCAUUAGUGCAGCGGGUUGAUGCUGGAGAUGACCAUGUGCUUGUGUAUCUGAAAGAGGUUCCCAAGGGUGUCCCCAUGACCUACAGGCUACAACUGAAACAGGUUCUUGCAGUGCAGAAUCUCAAGCCAGCGGUCGUUGAGGUUUAUCAGCAAAGUGAUGUGUUUGAGACCACAUACAUGCCUCCCUGUCCAUGA